This is a messenger RNA of Ochotona princeps (American pika), 1847 nucleotides long. It is a transcript of the gene TRMT5, whose product is annotated as tRNA methyltransferase 5. Bases 102 to 1625 code for a protein of 507 amino acids. The transcript has 5 exons. Lineage: Eukaryota; Metazoa; Chordata; Mammalia; Lagomorpha; Ochotonidae. Gene Ontology annotation, cellular component: mitochondrial matrix; cytoplasm. Gene Ontology annotation, biological process: mitochondrial tRNA methylation; tRNA N1-guanine methylation. The record is from RefSeq and is a predicted model, not a curated record.
ACCGGAGGGAGUCGACGCGGCCUGAUGACGUAUGCCCCGGCCGCGGGGUCCACCCGACCCGGUGCACUCGGCGGGGACCCAUUGCUGAGCGGCUCUGGAGCAUGAGGGUCCUCGCAAGGCUGUUUGGAUUCUCAGGAAGUCUUUGGAGAAGGCACGGCUCUCCCCGAACAGGAUCCGAGGCGCUGGCUUUGCUAGCCUGGCCGUCGCCGACAGCACCACUGCUGAGCAAAGUUUCUGGCAUGGUUUUGGAUCCAAGAGAAGGAUUCCCCAGCACGCCUGAAAUGGAACCAAAGGAGAGCGACUGCGCGUUGUUUUCUCCACCCGCUGAGGUGCGCGGAAUGACCAAACUUGACAGAACAGCCUUUAAAAAGACAGUCACCAUCCCGGUGCUUAAGGUGAAGAAGGAAGUAGUCAGUAGAGCCAUGCGGUCGCUUAAAAGGACGGCACUGCAGCGCCCGGGGAUAAAACGUGUGGUCGAAGAUCCCCAGGACCAAGAGAGCAGACUCCUCCUGCUGGAUCCCCGGCAGGUGCUUGGCAGGGACCCCUUUGAGGAGGCAGAGCUCAGGGCUUUGCAGCAGCUGCACGUCGAUCCUCAGCUAUCUGAAUACACUCUGGAACUGACUUACGACAACUUCAAGGCAGAAGAAGUCUUGAGAGCUGUGCUCCCUGAAGGUCAGGACGUAACUUCUGGGUUUAGCAGAGUUGGACAUAUCGCCCACUUGAACCUACGUGAUCAUCAGCUGCCAUUCAAGCAUUUAAUUGGUGAAGUUAUGAUCGACAAAAAUCCAGGAAUCACCUCAGCAGUGAAUAAAAUCACUAAUAUUGACAACACAUACAGAAAUUUCCGAAUGGAAGUGCUGUCGGGAGAGGAGAACAUGAUGAGCAAGGUUCGAGAAAACAACUACACUUACGAAUUUGAUUUUUCAAAAGUCUACUGGAAUCCUCGGCUCUCUACAGAACACAGCCGUAUCACACACCUUCUCAAACCAGGGGAUAUCCUGUUUGAUGUUUUUGCUGGGGUCGGGCCCUUUGCCAUUCCAGCAGCGAAGAAAAAUUGCACUGUUUUUGCCAAUGAUCUCAAUCCUGAAUCCCACAAAUGGCUGUUGCACAAUUGCAAAUUAAAUAAAGUGGACCAAAAGGUGAAGGUCUUCAACUUGGAUGGGCAAGACUUUCUUCAGGGACCCGUCAGAGAAGAGUUAAUGCAGCAGCUGGAACUGUCCAAAGAAAGACAACACUCCGUGCACAUCGUCAUGAACUUGCCGGCAAAGGCCAUCGAGUUUCUGAGUGCUUUCAGAUCGCUUUUAGAUGGGCAGCCGUGCAGCCGUGAGCUCCUCCCCAUAGUGCACUGUUACAGCUUUUCUAAAGAUGCUAAUCCUGCAGAAGAUGUCCGACAACGAGCUGGGGCGGUGUUAGGCAUUUCCCUGGAAGCAUCCAGUUCGGUUCACCUGGUUAGAAAUGUGGCCCCCAACAAGGAAAUGCUGUGUAUCACCUUCCAGAUGCCGGCUGCUGUACUCUACAAGAAGCCGACCACAGAGCCAGAGAAUCACGAAGAUCCACCUGUUAAACGGCAAAAGACAGAAAAAACAUUUCCAGAAGAAAAAACAUCAAUUAUCUCAAACACUUAACUGGAAAUGUUUUCCUCAUCUAUCCACCAGACUUUUAUACACUGAAAUAUAAUUUGUGUGGUUUCACAAAGUAUUGUCUGGUAAAGCAGCAAAGGCUGGCUCAAGUCCGUAGACCCCUGCACCCGCGUGGGCAACCUGGAAGAAAUUUCAGACCGGCAGCCUUCUGGGGAGUGAACCAACAGAUGGAUGAUCUCUCUGUCUCUCCCGUCUCUGAAACUGCCU